AUGCUUUGGACUGAGAUCUCUAGUUGUAUAGAUCGAGACUUGCCUUAUGAUGGACUGCCGGAUGAGGCUGUUUUGAUUAAUUGUCAGAAGAUCCCGAUCCAGGUAUAUCGGUGGAAUGCUUGGACUUCCGUGCGUGGCGUAGUUGUUUUAUUACAUGGAGUACGUGCCCAUUUGCGGCUGACGUGGUUGGCGAAGCGCCCACCUAACCACGUACACUCCAGAGACCCUUUGGAUAUAGUCAGUCGAGACUUAGUAGUAAGCCCAGACUUAGUAGUGAGUCCAGACUUAGUAGUGAGUCCAGACCUGGCGGGUCGAGACCUGGCGGGACGAGACCUGGCGGGACGAGACCUGGCGGGACGAGACCUGGCGGGACGAGACCUGGCGGGACGAGACCUGGCGGGACGAGACCUGGCGGGACGAGACCUGGCGGGACGAGACCUGGCGGGACGAGACCUGGCGGGACGAGACCUGGCGGGACGAGACUUGAUGUCAAACGCUUGGUUGACGCCGGAACUUGAUCCCGUAUUGGAUCAACCGCACAGUGCACGGGGUUACGAAUAUGAUGACCAGGAGAGCCCGUGUAGCGCUUCCACGUCCGCGUCUGCCGGAGAUUCAAUGUCGAUGGAAUUCCCGUCCAAGUUGGCAGAGCCAAUCGCGGAUGAGCCGGCAGUGGUGACGGAGGAAGUGGACUCGAAUGUCCAGGGACUGGACUCGAACGCGGGAGUGCCGCGUCCCGAGCGAACGGUGACAGGGAAGGUGGAGUGGAGUGGCCGAUUGCGGAAGGACACACCUGCCUACGCGUCUGUGUCGAAUGACGUGAAGGAAACGCAGAUCUUUUAUGAAGGGUCCUGGAUCGAAGCCUUGAACGCAGCGGGCUAUGUGGUAUAUGGAAUGGACCUCCAAGGUCAUGGCAAGAGUGGUGGGUUCAAAGAUCGUCGUUGCGUUGUCAAUGACUUCGACGACUACACCAAGGAUUUAAUCCAGUUCCUUCAGGAGGUUCGAGCGGAGCGUCCCCACGAUCAGUUGGUGGUGGUGGGAGUGUCUCUGUCGACACUCACCGUUUGUCGAAUGCUACAGAGCCCACACUGCAAGGAUCUGAACAUCCGCGCUUGCUGUUUGCUCUCCGGCUUCCUCAAGGAAGGUGGCAUGUACCAACGACUGCGCCUUGUCAUGUCAGUCCUGUCUUUGAUGCGAAACGUCUUACCCAACGUACCCAUUGUAACACCCAAACGGCCGGAAACGAACGGACCGGACUGGCAGAUGAAGUUCGGCUUGGCUGACCCCUACUUGAUUCGCACGCCCUUUACCGCCAAAAUGCUUGGCACCUGCAUCAAGGCUCUAGACGAGUUCAACCUGACCAGCUCCUUACAACUCCUACUCGACAACGCUGGGUGCAAGUACCUACACAUGUUCCACAACUUCCACGACAAGGUAAACCCCGUCGACGGGUCCAUCCAGCCACUCACCUGGCUCAUGGACCAACUGCAGCGAGCCAAACAAGACAGCAGGCAAGACAACGAACAGAUGGUGAUUGGGGGCCACAUAUUCAACUGUCCAGAAGGCCCUUUACCAAAAGUGAAGACGGCGUCCACGGGAAGUCGGAUCAAAUCCGCGCUGCUCACCCCUUUGUCCAGCGCUGUGCCUCUGAUGGCGACACACAUGCCCUUCCCCUUUCCUUUCCCGCGACCGCUAUCCUCGCAGUCGGACCCGGUUUUGUUGAACGCGACGCCGCUGAGCUCGGCCCCGCUGAGCUCAGAGCCGAUGAGUUCGGAGCCGACUGCCGCAGGUUCGAGGAACAGCUCUGCCCGGAACAACUCCCCCGCCAGCGACUUUAACACGCCGCAAGCCCGACACUUUGCUUGCGCUCCGGACGAGAAUGUAAAGCCGUACACGAUGGACCUCAGCGGGAUCCAACUCAGUGAGAUGCAGCUUACCGGGAUGGGCCUGAACAGCAUGGACUUCAGCGACGUGGUGCCACAAGAACUAGACGAGUUUCUGAAGGCCAGCGACAGCCUCAAGCAGCCUGCGAGGAUUACCGCAGAUGUUGAAGAGGAUCGGUAUGGCAAAGACAACUUGGACAACCGCCGACUGUUGGACGGGCGAGUGAUCGACGGCGGGGUCAUGGAAGGCUACACCGUAGCCGACGAGCUCGGGAGUCUAUCGGAAGACGACACAGAAGCGAACAUUAAGGCUUAUUGCUUCCCGCCGGAACGACUACUGGAUGAGAGGCAAUUACAGGCAGAAGGUAACAGCAGUGGAGUUGUGGACGACAGUGGGCUGACAGUUAGUCGUAAUAUAGGAAUUGGCGGUAUUGGAGUUGGUAAUCGAGUUUGGGAUGUUUCGCCGCCGGGUGUGCACGCGGCCGUGAUGGGAGAGUAUCCCACUGGUAGUAUUCGACGACAUUUCCGGUUGUGGCGGAAGACCCGGCUUGGGUGUGAGGAGCAAGAAAUGCGACCGAGGGAGCAUGCUGGUAAGGUACAAUGGGAUCGCGAUUUGGAUCAUUGGAAUGAUGAAAUAGUCCGAGACGAGAGGAAGUUGGAUCUGGGACAUACACUAAUUACAGACCAUGAUAAUUUGAUUGUAUUCAGUGAAUUCUGGACUUGGCUCCAGAGUAUUAGACAAAGGAGAUGGUUUGACCGCAUUUCGAACCGGGUGGCGGCCCAUCGACAGCGUAAAGUGUCCGUGUCGGCUGCCUUGCAAAACAACGCUACUAGUUCCCUCAUCCAAACCCGGAACGAUCUAAAGUUGACUAAAGACAAAUUACAGGAAGAAGCACAGGCACUUUUACUUCGAGGCGACCGCAGCUUGGCGUUGCAGAAUUUGGUUCGCGUUCGGAUGAUUGACAGACAGCUAGAAGUGAUAGAUGCGCUGGUACUGAGGGUGCAUCAGGUGAUGUUUCGCAUUGAGACAUCAUCACUGGAACAAACUGCUGUAGAAACAUUAUCCAUUUUGGGACUGCAGCACCAAGAGACUCAGAAGGAUUUUAACGUUGACUCCGUUCGAUCAGUUAUCGACGUAUUGGAACAGAGUGAGUCUUCUCACGAUCGAAUGGCAACAUUAAUCACCGGUGGGAUCGUGAAUGAGACUUCAGCCGCGGUGAAAGAACUUGACGAUCUCGAAAUCAAGCGUAAGGGCGUUCGAAUAACUAACUAA
Messenger RNA from Gregarina niphandrodes, 3153 nucleotides. RefSeq names its product putative lysophospholipase. Gene Ontology annotation, cellular component: membrane. NCBI's taxonomy places the organism in Eukaryota, Apicomplexa, Conoidasida, Eugregarinorida, Gregarinidae. The record is from RefSeq and is a predicted model, not a curated record. Gene Ontology annotation, molecular function: lipase activity. The coding region runs from base 1 to 3153 and encodes 1050 amino acids. The transcript is spliced from 3 exons.